UAGACGGAAAGAUGGCGGCUGUAGCGCUGGUUAGCCGUCCUGCGAGUGUCCUUCCAAAGAUUGCAAAAGGCAGCUGCUCCCCUGCUGUACUCUCUGCUGCUUCAGUCGCCACAGGCCAGCAGAGGAAGCUGCACCAUGCUGUCAUCCCCAGAGGAAAGGGAGGGCGCUCCUCUUCCAGUGGAAUAGCAGCCACUGUGUUUGGUGCCACAGGUUUCCUGGGUCGAUAUGUGGUCAACAGGCUGGGUCGGAUUGGCUCUCAGAUUGUAGUCCCUCACCGCUGUGAUCAGUAUGACCUCAUGUACUUCAGGCCCAUGGGUGAUCUUGGACAGAUCAUUUUCAUGGAGUGGGACGCCAGGAACAAAGACUCCAUCAAACGGGCUUUGGAGAACUCUAACGUUGUCAUCAACCUGGUGGGCAGAGAGUGGGAGACAAGGAACUAUCGUUACGAGGAUGUCUUCGUCACCAUCCCUCAGCAUAUUGCCAGGGCAGCCAAAGAGGCCGGCAUCACCAAGUUCAUCCACAUGUCUCACCUCAACGCUGACAUACGCAGCCCGUCCAAAUACCUGAGGAACAAGGCUGUAGGAGAGGAUGCAGUGAGAGAUGAGUUUCCUGACGCCAUCAUCUUGAAGCCCUCUGAGAUGUUUGGGAGGGAGGACAGAUUCUUCAACUAUUACGCAAACAUGCGCUGGUUUGGCAAUGCAAUUCCACUCAUGAGCCUGGGGAAGAAGACGGUGAAGCAGCCUGUUCAUGUGGUGGAUGUGGCCAAGGCCAUCAUCAAUGCUAUCAGAGACCCUGAUGCCAACGGAAAGACAUACGCACUUGUUGGUCCCAACCGUUACCUCCUUCAUGACUUGGUGGAGUACAUCUACGGAGUGGCACACAGACCAUUUGUGCCCUACCCUCUGCCCCGCCCACUGUACCACCUUGCUGCUCAGUUUUUCGCAAUGAACCCAUUUGAGCCCUGGACGUCCCCAGAUAAAAUCGACAGGUUUCACUCAACAGACAUGAAGUACCCAGGGCUUCCCGGUCUGGAGGAUCUUGGCAUCACUCCUUCCACUGUAGAACAAAAGGCAAUCGAGAUUUUGCGUCGCCACCGCAGAUUCCGUUACCUGGAAAGUGAGCUAGAUGAGACAAAGCCAGCCAAGACUGUGCCUAAAUUAUACCCAGACUCCUUCCUGUUUACCAAGUGGGGCAAUGGUUUGUCAGAGGAGGAGCAGAAGGAGGCAGAAGGUCUGUACCAGAUCUAUGGAUACAAUGCAUUCCUAAGUAACCAACUGCCAAACGACAGGAAGCUUCCAGACACCAGAGACCACAGAUGUCUGACGAAGAAGUAUCCAAAAGAUCUGCCAAGCGUCAGCGUGGUGUUGAUUUACAUAAACGAGGCUCUUUCUGUCAUUAAGAGGGCAAUACGAAGUAUCAUUUCCCACACUCCAAAGCACCUGCUGAGGGAAAUCAUUCUGGUGGAUGACUAUAGCACUUACAAUGACCUGGGAAAACCUCUAGAUGACUACAUCAGUCAAAUUAACAGAGAGAGGCCCGGACUCAUAAAGAAAGUGUGGCAUAAUCGACAAAUGGGCCUGUCCCAAUCGCGGAUCUCAGGUUGGGAACAUGCCACCGCUGAUGUUGUGGUAAUUUUGGAUGCCCAUGUUGAAGCUACAGAGGGAUGGGCAGAGCCUUUGCUGGCCAGGAUCAAAGCCGACAGGACAGUGGUGGUGUCACCCGUGUUUGAUAAGGUCCAUUUUGAUGACCUUCAUGUAGAAAGAUACAACAGCUUUGCUCAUGGCUUUGACUGGCCUCUGUGGUGCAUGUACGAGUCCUUUCGCCCAGAAUGGUUGAAGAUGCAGGAUGAAUCACAGCCUGGGAAGAGUCCCUCUGUUAUGGGAAUCUUUGCAGCAGACAGAGCUUUUCUUGCAGAAAUCGGCGCUCUUGAUGGUGGAAUGAAAGUUUAUGGUGGAGAAAACGUUGAACUUGGUAUUCGUGUGUGGCUGUGUGGAGGAAGUGUAGAGGUUGUGCCUUGCUCCAGGAUAGCUCACAUUGAGAGGGCGCACAAACCCUAUGCACGUGACUUUAGCACCCUGAUGAGGAGGAAUGCCUUGAGGGUUGCAGAAAUCUGGUUGGAUGAAUACAAGAAGAACGUGUUGAUUGCCUGGAACCUUCCUCUUCAGGGUCAUGGAAUCGACAUUGGCGACGUGUCAGAGAGGAAGCAGCUCAGAGAAAAGCUUAAAUGUAAACCUUUCAAGUGGUACCUGGACAACGUGUAUCCGAGUCUGGAGACAUGGGAUAACAUAUUGGGGUAUGGUGCGCUGAAAAACAGCCUUCGUAUAAACUACUGUGUGGACCAGGGACCUAAUCCAGGAAACAUCCCCAUCCUGUAUGAGUGCCACUAUAUGGAACCACAGCAAUGCUACUACAACACAGAUGGUGAAAUCAUCAUCGGGGGGAUUAAAUCUCACAAAUAUAACAAUAACCGCUGCCUGGUUGAUCCAGGCACUGGCAGCACUCCCACCCUGCAGGACUGUCAGCUGGGAAAGCCACAGCUACAUAUGCACUGGGAUUUCAAACAGGGCCAAGCCAUCAUAAACAAAGCAACAAACAGAUGUCUUGAGAUCGCCCAAGGAUCAAGCUCAGACUAUGAGCUCAUCAUUCAGCAGUGCUCUGGACAGAGCUGGAAGAUUCAGCAUCGUGUCACACAUUUUUAG
Molecule: messenger RNA, 2699 nt
Organism: Scomber japonicus (chub mackerel)
Lineage: Eukaryota; Metazoa; Chordata; Actinopteri; Scombriformes; Scombridae
Product: probable polypeptide N-acetylgalactosaminyltransferase 8
Exons: 21
Coding region: 12-2699 (895 amino acids)
Cellular component (GO): Golgi apparatus
Source: RefSeq, a predicted model, not a curated record